This is a messenger RNA of Vigna umbellata (rice bean), 690 nucleotides long. RefSeq names its product calcium ion-binding protein. NCBI's taxonomy places the organism in Eukaryota, Viridiplantae, Streptophyta, Magnoliopsida, Fabales, Fabaceae. The record is from RefSeq and is a predicted model, not a curated record.
GUAUCUUGUUGUCAUAUAUAUUGCUCUUAUCAUAAGCUUUUUGUGCUCAUAAACUCAAUCAUUCUCAGAACACAAACACAAACACAUCAUCAUGGGACUGGUUAUGAGUUACAUGGGAGGCACAGGAGUUGAGGUUGCAAACAAGGGGAUGACUAUGAUAACAGGAACACUCUAUGAUAGGGUUAUUGAAAAGAGAGAAAUUAAAAACUUUGAUGACUUCCACGCUGCCAUUCUUGAUAUCUUCAAUGCAAUCAACAUGGCUUUGCCUGGUAAGCAUUAUGAUGCACCACCACAUGAUGAUAUAAAAAAGCAGAAAUAUUAUUACAAUGGAUGGAGUGGUGAAUCUGAUGAAGAUAAAAGGAAGGAAGCUUUCAAGAAAUUCAUGAAUGAGAACGUGAAUCUGAGCAAAGCAGAUGAAUCGAUGAUGAUCACCGGAAUAGUGGCUCCACCAGUUGCCAUGGUGGUUAAGAAAACUGGACAGACAGUGCCUCAACUGAGUGUGAUUAAAGCCAUUCCUGAUGUUGCUUUUGUUCCUGGAGCUACCAUUUUGGCUCUCAUUGCCAUUAAACUCACCAAAAGAAUGGCUUUCAAGAAUAUCCCUUCCAUUGAUCAAAAACAAAAUGCCCUUUAGCUUUUCCUUUUCAUAUGCAUCUGCAUAUCAUUCAUCAAUGCAAAUAUUUCUCACAUUCA